Messenger RNA from Tyto alba (common barn owl), 834 nucleotides. RefSeq names its product paired box protein Pax-4-like. The record is from RefSeq and is a predicted model, not a curated record. The transcript is spliced from 7 exons. Gene Ontology annotation, molecular function: RNA polymerase II cis-regulatory region sequence-specific DNA binding; DNA-binding transcription factor activity, RNA polymerase II-specific. The coding region runs from base 1 to 834 and encodes 277 amino acids. Gene Ontology annotation, biological process: regulation of transcription by RNA polymerase II; anatomical structure development. Lineage: Eukaryota; Metazoa; Chordata; Aves; Strigiformes; Tytonidae.
AUGGGGAGGGAAGGACAGGCAGCAUCCCCCUUCGCAGCAAGCCCUGUCCCCCGUCACCGCCUGCUCGGCCUCUCCCCAGGGCCCAGCGGCGUGAACCAGCUGGGGGGUCUCUUUGUGAACGGCCGCCCCCUCCCUCCCUGCAAGAGGAAGAGGAUCAUCGAGCUGGCGGCAUGCGGCGUCCGGACCUCGGACAUCUCCCGCAGCCUCAAGGUGUCCAACGGCUGCGUCAGCAAAAUCCUGGGCCACUAUUACCGGACGGGGGCCACGGAGCCCAAGGCCAUGGGGGGCAGCAAGCCCCGCAUGGCCACCCCCGAGGUGGUGGCCAGGAUCGCCCAGCUGAAGCUGGAGCAGCCCUCCCUCUUCGCCUGGGAGAUCCGCCGGCAGCUGCAUGCCGAGGGCGUCUGCGCCAGCGACAGGACCCCCAGCGUCUCCUCCAUCAACCGGGUGCUGAGGAACCUGCCCAGCGACCUGCGGCUGGCGGCCCGGCGGGGAUUUGCGGGGGACGCGCUGCCGGGGGCCGGUGCUGCCGUCUCCCCGGGGACCCAGCACCCUCCCCGGGGCUCCGCGUCCGGCCGGCGGGUCCCGCUCAGCACCCAGCACAGGAACAGGACGGUCUUCUCCAGCCGGCAGUCGGAGGCCCUGGAGAAAGAGUUUCAGAGGGGACAGUACCCGGACACCGUCACCCGGGAGAGACUGGCUGCGGCCACCCAACUCCCCGACACAACCAUCAGGGUCUGGUUCUCAAACCGAAGGGCGAGGUGGAGGCGCGAGGCCAAGCAGAAGCUGGAGGCCGGCGGUGCAGAGAAACCUCUAGCCCAGAGGGAGAUCUCCUAG